AUGCAUAUGGCGGCCAAAGGGAGGUUAAAAGGAGAUACAAGGCCAUCACACGAAACAAGGCGGCCACCACUUGGGAAUGACACAGGAGGGUUAUUAAAACAAUUCGGUCGAAGAAAAUCUCAAUUGGCCCGAGUGGAUUUGAAGAAAUUCAAUCCGGACAUUUCUCUCGGCCAUACCGCGCACAAGGAGACCAAAUUACGGCCAACUCCUAAACGGCGUGACCAAAGUCCACCAAACUUCACAGGCGACCAUAAAAUCACAUUUUGGUCGGCAAAUCCAAAAGAUAGGACGGAGAAAUCAUCACGGAUCAUGAGAUAG
Molecule: messenger RNA, 318 nt
Organism: Microthlaspi erraticum
Lineage: Eukaryota; Viridiplantae; Streptophyta; Magnoliopsida; Brassicales; Brassicaceae
Source: the annotation of a GenBank genome assembly